Molecule: messenger RNA, 1500 nt
Organism: Parathielavia appendiculata
Lineage: Eukaryota; Fungi; Ascomycota; Sordariomycetes; Sordariales; Chaetomiaceae
Exons: 1
Coding region: 1-1500 (499 amino acids)
Source: RefSeq, a predicted model, not a curated record
AUGGCUUUCAUACAAGACCCCCGCCUCCGCCAAACAUGGAACCAACUCUCGCACACCACCGAGGCCGUCACCUCGGACGCGGCCGCCGGCAUCUGGGCGUUUGGCCACAGCUACAUCACCCCUUGCUUGUCUGGUGUCUCGUCUGCCGUCGACUCGUGCACGGCCGUGUGCCUAGGCAACCGCGACGAGCGGGCGCGGCGGGCGAGGGAGCGGGAGCGCGGCGCGCGCGGAAGGAGGGUGCGUGCCAGCAGGGUGGAGUACAACUUCGACUUUUAUGAUGAUUGGGAGGACGAUUUUGCUGCUGAGGAAUUUGGCGCGGCGGGGAAUGGGGAUGAUGAGGCGGAUGGGGAGGGUCUUGGUGGUAGUGGUAGUGGGAGGAGGGGUUUGCUGGGCGGGUGGGGGGCGAGGGCGGAGGAUUGGGAUCGGUUGCUUGCUGGGACUGGGCCCGGAGGGAGGAGGUACGGAGGGGUUGGGGCCAGCGGGACCGGUGAUGUGUUGGUGGAUCAGCCCAGGAGGAAGAGGGGGAUGAGUUAUGGAACGAGAGGCGUCGGGGGGAGGAGGAAGGUGUCGGGAGAGGAGGAUCCGAAUGUCAUUCCGAGGACGGCGCCGCUGGGGUUUCUAGGGAGGUUGCCGUUCAAGAUUGUGGGGAGUCUGAGGUAUAAGCCGUCUGCAGCGAAUUUGAAGGAACAUCCGGGCGCUGGAGGCGGAGUGGGAAUGGGCCAUCAUGGUGAAGGCGGUACUGGAGAAGAGCAUGAGAACGAGCCGUUGUUGGGCAUCAAUGGUGAAGGCGACCGGAGGCGUCAGGGGCAGAGGCCGAGGAGUGAUACAACGCAUUCGGGGCAUUCGGGAGACACUUCGAGCUCGUACCGAUCCAGGGGUGAUCUGUUCCCGAGUGAUGAAGAAGGGGACGAGGACGCCGUGCCGCUGGGCGACGAGUUUGCGGUGGCCUUGGAACGAGUUGACGACCGGGGCAGCACCAGAACACGAAGCAGCAAGGGCAAGCGGCCGGCUGACAGCGGCAAAGGCUUGUCAAGGACGGUGUCACAAACUACUAUAUCGUCUACGGACACGCCGGACGAGUAUAAUAGCGGCAGCUAUCCGGUAUCCUUCCGGGAAGAGGGCGAUUUGGUACCCGUUCCUUCGUUGGAUGAUCUCCGGCGGGAAGAGGAGCAAGCGGAGAAAGAAGAACGCGAAGAAAUUGAGCGGAGGCGGAAGGCUGCGUCGCAGUUGGCGAUGGAGCGAGGGCUGAGCAAGAACGAACCCCCCGCGUCUGGGACGCGUGAUGAGGCAAAUGAUGGCUACGGUGAAGGUAUACCUGAGGAUAUCUCCACGGAGAGGCCGAUUCCCCGAGCUCCCAGCGACGGGGAAUUAGAAGACGUGGAGGAACCGAAGCCCCCUCCUGCAACAACGCCAAAACCGACACCGUCACCACCGAUUAAACCCGACGCAGCUCCCCGCGAGAGCACCUUUGUGCCUGCGCGGUUGCCUCACUUUAGUUGA